This is a messenger RNA of Poecilia reticulata (guppy), 855 nucleotides long. RefSeq lists its product as uncharacterized. Lineage: Eukaryota; Metazoa; Chordata; Actinopteri; Cyprinodontiformes; Poeciliidae. Gene Ontology annotation, cellular component: nucleus. Gene Ontology annotation, molecular function: protein dimerization activity; DNA-binding transcription factor activity, RNA polymerase II-specific; RNA polymerase II cis-regulatory region sequence-specific DNA binding. Gene Ontology annotation, biological process: somite rostral/caudal axis specification; mesoderm formation; heart morphogenesis. The record is from RefSeq and is a predicted model, not a curated record.
CCUGCAGUACCAGUGGUCCUCUGACACGGACCUUUCCAGCAUUUCGUCUCCAGAGACCCUCUCGCCUGUCCUGUCCAUGGACUCCAGCUUCUCCCCUAACUACCAGCARCCUCCACAGUCCACCCCCAAAGCAGCCAAGUGCCUCAAGCCCUCACCUUGCUCCCUGCCUGGACGAGGUCGGAAGACGGGUCGGAGCACCCGGAUUCGCAGCAAGCAGAGGGAGAGCGCCAGUGAGAAGGAGAAGCUGAGGAUGAGGGAUCUGACCAAGGCUCUGCAUCACCUCAGGUCCUACCUCCCGCCUUCAGUCGCACCUGUCGGACAGACACUGACGAAGAUAGAGACGCUCCGUCUCACCAUCCGCUACAUCUCCCACCUGUCAGCGCAGCUGGGCCUGAGUGAGGAGGUGCUAUUUCAGAGGAGGGAACAAGUGGACACCUCAGCCAGCGGCACGUCCUCUCCUGACCUCAUUAGCUACUUUCAAAACUCCUCCGCAGGAGAAYACGUGCAGAGCCAGAACCCGUUCCAAGGCCUGUGCCACAGCCAGAACAGACCACUGCAUCCUGGACAUUGUGGUUUUGGAGUGAAUCAGUUGAGGACGCAGUAYGCUGAAGGCCCUCAGGGAGACGUGAGCGUGGAUGCARCUCUGCGGUCRCCUCCAGCAUCCCAGCCCUCUUGUCAGAUGUGUGGUAAAGACUUCUGCAUCCCACUUGUUCCAAGAGACUACUGGGGCUGACCUCUCAGUGACCACAGACCCAAACCCCUUCGGUGAUUUCACUGUGUCAUUGCAAAUCCAGUAACUUAUUUUGAAUAUAUGCUUUUCUACCUUUUAUUUAUUUUGUCCUAUUAAAUAUACCU